AUGUCAUUUCCUACUGAUUUGGACAUGAUCAAUCAUGAUAUAAAUCAAUUAUUUCUUCAUUUGAUGAAUGAUUUAACCCCAAUGGAGAAACCAGGACCAAUGAGUGGACGAUGUGAGCUACAAACUUCUCAAAUGGAGACAUUCUUAAAAGAAAAUUUUGAUUUUGAGAACAUUCCUGAUGAAUAUAUUGUUCAAGGAGUUAGAUCAUUUCGAGUUGGUCGAUUACCAUCAUUAGAAUCUAUAGAUGAGAAUUUAAUUAUCAAAUUUCCAUCUGAAACAUAUGAAAAUCCAUUUGAAAUGACAAUUGGUGAAAUUCGAAAAUGGCAACAAUCAUAUGUUGUUUAUGCUUGUCAAGAUAAUGAUUUGUCUAUUGAUAAAGAAUUUCUUCAACAAGCUCUAAAAGGUCAAAGUAAAGAUGGAGAUGAAGCAUUUCGUAUGAAAUUCGUUAUUCGAAUGAGUACAUGUCCAAUAUUAAUGGAAUUCGAUGGUCAAGUCAUUCCACGAAAAUUAGAAAAGACAUGGCCUAAUCGAAUUAAACUUGUGUCUGUUACUGGUAUUGAUUUUGCCGGACGAAAACAUGACAUUCAAGAUAUUUAUACGUAUUUGACUAAUUGGAAGGAUGUUUAUGCGCUUGAUCCUUGCACAAACCAACCAUUAGUAUACGGCGGACGAGACUUUUUUCCUAACAGAAAUGUUCGUGGUGUACUUGAUGAAAAACGUUUAUAUAAUGAUUUGAUUCGUAUGGCUCGUUUACGACUUCGUGCAUGUGAUUAUCAAGGCGUACAAAUUGUUGUUGAAACAGGUAUUGGAUUAGGUGUCUUUGCUGGUCGACAAAUUGGAAUUGAUGAUAAAACACGUUCAUUUACAGCUCGAGCUAUAAAACAAGUCAUUGAAGAAGAUGGUUCUAAGUAUACAAAUAUUAGAGCAAUUGUAUUUGCUUUACCUAUUUUCGAAAUCGAUGAAUCAACAUCAACAUACAAUUGUUUUAUUGAUAUAUUUAAUAAUGGAUAUUCAGGAUCGAUACCUAUUUUGAUCGUUGAUCAAGAUAUGCAUCGUUUAACAGUUGCUAUUGCAAAACGAGGAUUUUUCGUUUCUGAACUUAAUCCAGCUGAUUCACACGGUGUUUUUGGUGAAUAUUGGCAAAAUCGAGGACCUGCUGUUGAAGAAAAAUUAGCAUUAACAACCGUAGGACUACUGGUACAACAUCACUUGUUCAAUGAAAAACAUGUUUUGAAUUCUGAUAAUUACAAUUUUAUGGCUAUUGAUGAUAAUCUCUCUGUCAACACAGUAGUAUCAACACCAACAUCAUAUAUUAAUGUUGGACAACUAUUACAAAGUUUGCAAGAAACAGUGGGACGGAUAGGCACAUGGAUUAUAUGGAUUUUAUUUUUAUUUCGUAGAAAACGUGACGAUGAUCAUAUUGUUUAA
Messenger RNA from Rotaria sordida, 1428 nucleotides. The record is from the annotation of a GenBank genome assembly. Lineage: Eukaryota; Metazoa; Rotifera; Eurotatoria; Philodinida; Philodinidae.